This is a messenger RNA of Phragmites australis (common reed), 4854 nucleotides long. Its product is annotated as kinesin-like protein KIN-7E, chloroplastic. NCBI's taxonomy places the organism in Eukaryota, Viridiplantae, Streptophyta, Magnoliopsida, Poales, Poaceae. The record is from RefSeq and is a predicted model, not a curated record. The transcript has 25 exons. Bases 222 to 3659 code for a protein of 1145 amino acids. Gene Ontology annotation, biological process: microtubule-based movement. Gene Ontology annotation, molecular function: microtubule motor activity; ATP binding; microtubule binding.
GGUAAGCUCACCUCCGGUGGGCCUAACCCAAGGAAACUUCAGAGCUUUUAGACCAAAAACACCAAAAAAGGCGGCACCCGGGCGCCUCGGACUCGGAGGAAGACGACGACGGCCCUCCAAAGCAACCCCACGAGCUCGUGCUCGCCUCCUCCCCUCCCAAACCCCUAGUCCUCCGCCUCAAUCCCGGCUGCGCUCCAAGCUCCAUCCGCCGCGGCUCGGCAAUGUCGUCUUCGAGGUCGACGCGUUCCAGCAUCUCCCCCUUCCGAUCCCGCCGCUCGGCGCCGGCAGCGUCGGCGCCGGCGCCUCCUCCCCCGGGGAGGACCUUGUCUGGCGGGCGUCCGUCCACGCCAUCCUCUUCCUCCGGGCGGCCCACCACCCCGUCCUCGUCCUCCGGCAGCCGCUCCGCCAUCCCGUCCGCUGCCUUCGCUCGGCCCACCACACCGUCGUCCUCGGUGCGGCCCGCCACGUCGUCCUCCACAGCCUCCGCGCGGCCCACCACGCCCUCGUCGGCCUCCUUGCGUGCCUCAGCAAGGGCGCCGCCCGUGGACGCGGCUAAUGCCAAGGAGAACAUCAUGGUCACCGUCCGCUUCCGGCCCCUCAGUCCUAGGGAGAUCAACAAGGGGGACGAGGUUGCGUGGUACGCGGAUGGUGACAACAUGGUGCGCAACGAGUACAACCCCAGCAUUGCCUAUGCUUUCGAUAAAGUUUUUGGCCCUGCUACUACAACUCGCCAUGUAUAUGAUAUUGCUGCUCAGCAUGUUGUAAGUGGUGCCAUGGAAGGAAUCAAUGGCACUGUUUUUGCAUAUGGCGUAACUAGCAGCGGGAAAACACACACUAUGCACGGAGAACAAAAGUCACCUGGAAUCAUUCCAUUGGCAGUGAAGGAUGUAUUCAGCAUUAUUCAAGAUACACCUGGACGAGAGUUUCUUCUGCGAGUUUCAUAUCUUGAAAUUUACAAUGAGGUUAUCAAUGACUUGCUUGAUCCGACAGGACAAAAUCUCAGAAUUCGGGAGGAUGCACAGGGAACUUAUGUAGAAGGGAUUAAAGAAGAGGUUGUUUUAUCACCUGCACAUGCGCUCUCUCUAAUAGCAUCUGGAGAAGAGCACAGGCAUGUUGGAUCCAACAACUUCAAUCUUGUCAGCAGUAGGAGCCACACUAUCUUCACAUUGACUAUUGAGAGUAGUCCCUCUGGUGAAAAUGAAGCAGAAGAAGUCAGAUUGUCUCAGUUGAACUUGAUUGACCUUGCUGGCUCUGAGAGUUCCAAGACUGAAACAACUGGAAUACGACGCAAAGAAGGUUCAUACAUAAACAAGAGUUUGCUCACCCUUGGAACUGUUAUUGCUAAACUUACAGAUGGUAAGGCUACUCAUAUUCCCUAUAGGGACUCAAAGCUCACACGCUUACUUCAGUAUUCUCUGAGUGGGCAUGGACGCAUUUCUCUUAUUUGCACAGUUACUCCUGCGUCCAGCAACAGUGAAGAGACACAUAAUACAUUAAAAUUUUCCCACAGGAGCAAGCAUGUUGAAAUAAAAGCUUCGCAAAACAAGAUAAUAGACGAGAAAUCCUUAAUAAAGAAGUAUCAAAAGGAGAUAUCUUGCCUAAAAGAAGAGCUACAGCAACUGAGACGUGGUAUUAUGGGAAAUGGGUAUAUUAUUCCUACGGAUCAAGAGGAUCUUGUUAAUUUAAAACUUCAGCUUGAAGCUGGGCAAGUCAAACUUCAAUCAAGGCUAGAACAGGAAGAGGAAGCAAAAGCAGCACUAAUGGGUAGAAUUCAGAGGCUAACAAAAUUAAUAUUGGUAUCAACCAAAAGUUCGAUAUCCUUAAAUGUUUCAGGAAACACUAACCUCCGGCGACGGCAUUCAUUUGGGGAAGAUGAGCUUGCGUAUUUGCCUGAUCGAAAGCGGGACUUUGUAGAUGAUGAUGAUGUUAGUCUUGAUUCUGAGCUUUCGCUUGAAGGGAAACUUGAUUCAAGCAAUCCUGAUGAGUCAGUCAGGUUUGACAGAAGGAAUCGCAAACGUGGAAUGCUUGGUUGGUUCAAACUAAAGAAGUCCGACCAAUUAUCUGGGCUAUCAUCUAGUGUGGAUGGUGAGAGCACUGCUAGCGGCUCACCUUCCUGCUCUAAAUCAUCGCAACAAAAAAACUUGCUGCUUGACCUGAAGGAUGGUCGAAGGAAAUCUAUGACUAGGAAAGGAGAUGACUCAACACUUGCUGAUUCUUUUCUUGAAAGGACUCAAGCUGGUGAUUUAUUUAGUGCCGCGUCCAGAGCACGACACCCUCCGCCGAGUGGAACAACCAUCGUGGAUCAAAUAGAUCUUCUACAAGAACAGGUCAAAACGCUGGCUGGGGAAGUUGCACUUUGUACAAGCUCACUCAAAAGGCUGUCAGAGCAAGCAGCCAGCAACCCUGAAGAUUUGCAGAUUCAGGAGCAAAUUGAGAAGUUGAAAGAUGAAAUCAAUGAAAAGAAAUCACAUAUACAUAUGCUAGAGCAGCGGAUGAUGCAAUCACUGGAAACUACUGAAGACCCAACAAUUAAGACUGAAUUAUCCCAGACCUUUUCAAAGUUGAGCACACAAUUGAGUGAGAAGACAUUUGAACUGGAGAUUAUGUCUGCGGAUAAUAGAAUUCUUCAAGACCAGCUACAAGCAAAGGUAACAGAAAAUGUAAAACUCCAAGAAACAGUUGCGCAGUUGAGGCAAGAAAUCAGCAACUUGUUGAAAGCUGCCAGAAGCAAGGAUAGCUUUGUUAGUAUGCAGUCUAGUGAACCAUCAAUGACGAGCAAUGAUCCCAGGGAUCAGGCAAAUGAAGUCUCAAAUCAUUCACAUGUGCCUUCUAGAACAACUGAAGAAAACGAGUCUGUGUUAAUAUCUCAAGUGCUGACGCAGGCUUCAGAAAUUGAAAAUUUGAAGCAAGAAAAGUUGACGUUAGCAAAAGAGAAGGAUGGAUUGGAAAUGCACAGUCAAAAGCUGGCUGAGGAAGCAUCCUAUGCUAAAGAAUUGGCAGCUGCCGCUGCAGUUGAACUAAAAAAAUUGGCAGAAGAGGUCACAAGGCUUUCUUAUGAAAAUGCAAAGCUGAACGCAGACUUAGCUGCAUCAGUUUCAAGGAGUAAUAUUCACAAUGACACAAAGCGACGCGAUCAUGAGAAUGGAAUUUCAGUUGAUGAGUUGCAGAAAGAGUUGGUUGGUAGUUGUCAAAGGGAGGCCGUGCUUGAGGACACAAUGUCCCAAAAGGUCAAGCGAGAGAGUGAGCUUCUAAAGAUGCUUGAUGAUGCCAAGUGCCGUGAGCAUGAUUUGGAAAACGAACUGGCAAGCAUGUGGGUUCUUGUUUCAAAGAUAAAGAACAAAAGCUCUCAAGAAGAUUUAUUUGAAUUCAAAGCAAAGCAAAACGGCUUUCACUCACCUAAGGCUGAUACUGGCAGAACGUUAAGUGAAAUGCAAGCUUCAGGUAACGGGAACUGGGAUGGCCUCAGUACUUUGGAAGAAGCAAGAGCUGCAUACAGUUUCGAAAGGAGACGCUGCAAAGAAUUGGAAAGCGUCGUGUCUAGAUUGAAGGGUGAGGACCUCAGGGGUUUAGAUGUUAAAGUUCUUGAAGAGCUACAGAAUUUCCACGUAGAAGCGCUGUCAAGGAUUUGCCAAGAAAAGAUGGCAAAUCAGGUACUAUAGCAGUAGCAGGCCUUGCUUGCCUUGAGCUCAGAAGCUGCUUUCAUCCGAGGUCACAGCUUUGCAGCCCUGCAGAUGUCCCCUCAUGCCCGUCGCUCUGAUGUCUACUCACAAUUUCACAUCACUGCUGCUACAACCGAAGCAACCUUGAUUAACCCGCAUUUGGACAUUGAUUGCCCUCGUUUAACCGGAAGGAGCGAGAUGAGGUUAGACUGCUGGCGCUGAUGUUUAGUUAACAUGCAGAUACGCUCUCCUGUACAGCUUAUUGGACCAGAAAGAUAGUAUUGGUAGGAGUACUCGAUUGUAUCCACUGGUAGGAGCUAGGAAGACGCCGAAGGCGGAGUUUCUGUACCUGAACCGGUGCUCUGUCCCCAUUCCCGUGUAGAGCCGAACGGAGGCAACCGUGUUGCUGAUCUGAUGCGUGACUGCCCUGGAUCUGAUGCCGUACCCGACGUGAGCUUUGACUUCACUGAUCAGCCGAGCGUGGCCGCUGUAUGGCUCUGCCUCGCCAGGCUUGUGACGCUCUGACUGUUGCGUCAUCUGCGCAACUGAGCGGCGGGAUGGCGUUUCCGUGCUCCGAAUCUCGCCAUAACCAUCUAGCCGUGGCUCCUGGCGUGUACGGAUAGGUCGUCCACUCGUCCUCGCCGGCGAUAGGCAUCCUACGGCUCAAUCCUGGAGCUGGAGGCCAACACGAUGGAUUAGCCUUUAGCCUGGACACGUUCCGUCCAAUGUUCCGUGGCUGCACCCGUGUACCGCCUUGAACAUGGAAAUAAGCUCACUGUGCUCGUGUAACAGCAGCUGCCAUGUACAAGCAGGCCUGUGUCGACUAUGUAAGGUGCCCGGUAGCUGGUUCAAGCCUUUGGUUGAGGCGAUUGGUACGUUGGACUCGAACCAGAUCAGGUCGGGUGCAGUUGAUACUUUCCUUAAACGAUGCACUAUGGAAAUUUGUUCAAAGAAAAAGGAGAGCUGAAGGCUGGGCAUCCAAUUAUCAUGUCUUGGACUUGUGGAGGACAGACAGGCUAAAAGGCUCUCCAAUUUGCAAAAGAAGCUGUUGAGAUGGAAACCUUGGCUGAGCUUCAGUGCAUUGGUCAAUCAUAGAUGUCCUGACUCCUAGCGGACGGAAACUUUCGACCGUAGUUAGAAAAGGGAAAAUAUGCCGGCCCAAAUGACAAGCGGAGAUUAUAGGUUCGCCUGUCCG